Molecule: messenger RNA, 2047 nt
Organism: Malaya genurostris
Lineage: Eukaryota; Metazoa; Arthropoda; Insecta; Diptera; Culicidae
Exons: 2
Coding region: 97-942 (281 amino acids)
Source: RefSeq, a predicted model, not a curated record
CUGUAUUAGUCGUAAAUAAAUUGAAUUGUGAUCAAAUCUGCUAUCAAGAACAGUGUUUGCCUAUCUUGUUCCUGGGAACAAUACUUCAAGAUAACAAUGGCACAACCGACUAACAAUAGUCCUGUUUCUGGAGACCCGAAUGAUUCAAUCUUCAACUGUGUUGCUUGCGAAAGACCUGAUAGUGCUGAUAACGUCGUAGCCUGCGAUCACUGCGAUAACUGGUGGCAUUACUCGUGCGCCGGAGUUUCAGACACCAUCGCCGAUCGAAGCUGGAUCUGUUCUAGAUGCCUUCCUUUACCCGUUGCCCCGGGUUCUACCUCGUCUAAAAUGACGUCAGCUAGUCGUCGACAAAGGUUACAAUUGGAGCUCCAACACUUAGCCGAGAAACAGGAGUAUGAGAAGAAGCAACAAGAGUUAGAAUUGCAAAAACGAUUCUUAGAGCAAAAAUGCAAGUUGCUUGAGGCAACCAUAGAGGCAAACGACGAUGACGAUCGCCGUAGUGUAAAAAGUCGAGUGAUCGAGAUCGAAUCUCGAAACCGUACGAAAUCAGUCGCUAGCUGGAUAGAAAGUCAUGCUACGACAACGAAUCAAAAUGCAUCAGGUGUCAAAAUUACGAUCAAUGAAGAAGAGGAAGAAAGAAAAAGGAGACCUACAAUUGCGAGUAAAAUAAAUCAAGCACCAAAAAGCUUAGUGGUACAUGGAAGAGAAAAAUUAAGUAUGAGCGAUUUUCAAAUACUUCACCAGCAACUCGAUAAGUGUCAGCAAAGCUCUGUACCGACCUCAGAACAGCUUCAACUUUUACGAGAAGCAAUUGAGAGAUGUCAGCUGCAAACGGAAAUGAACCCUAAAGGAGAUAUAGAUAUACCAAUACCAAUACGUCAACAAAAAUCACCAAGGCUGACACCUAUGCUUCCUCGUAUCAUGCCUCCUGUGGUAGAAUAAUCCAGCCACAAGAGAGAAUAAUAAAAAUAUAUACAUCGUGAAAUAAAUAUUAUUGAAUUACUUAGUAAUCCAGAUAAAACUCAAAUUAUAUUGUAAACAAUAAUUAUAUUGUUUUACUAAAUGACGCAAUGUAGUUUCAGCAUAUUUAUAGAUUGUAGUCUAAAUUCUAAAAAACAACGGUAAUUAUUGCGAUACAGACAAAUCUCAAUCUAAGUAGUCUGAAAGCAGAAAGAAAAAAAAUGACAGGAUUGACUCGACGAAUUCCAUAAAGAACGGAAGCAUUUUCCUCCUGAAAAUUGAAAGGAUGAACAAAGAUAGCAGAAUUCCAAGAAAAUAUCACGACAAUGGCGCAGCACCGUAAACUCCCGAAAUACCCUGCCACCAACAUAGAGCCAAAUCUCUUCAGUUCAGCAACGCCAUCGCACAGUAUCACAUUCAACAUGUCAUGUAAAAUGUAUGGGUGUCAAGUGCUGUUAUUUUCACGGGCGCGCGUUAGACAGGAGAUGGUUUACAAAAAAAGUAUAUCGCGGUAAAGUAUGGACAACGUGAAUCAACAUCACAAUCAGCAAUGGUAGCAGCAGUAAGAACCGGACACACGAAGCAGUGGUCGUCUAGAUCAAAUUUUGCUACGAAGACUAGAAAUCGAUAUCUUCCCUACUCUCAAACCAGGUCAAGUAACAAUCAGCGAUUUGGCCAAUCUACGGGAUGGCUUGUGAAUAACAUUGAAACAUACGAAAGAAAGGCAAAAGAUUUGAACGACCAUCAUCAAUCCAGCAGAUGUUGGAGAUGCUUCAGCUUCUUUCAUUUACCUUCGGAUUGUGGAGCAGCAAAUCUUGUAUGUCGGAAAUGCGGUCGAUUGGGCCACAUUCAGAGAGCCUGUCAAGCGUCAAUUCCAGGAAAUUCAAAGCGCGUGGCAGUCAAAGAGAUUUCGGAAGUUGAACCGAAAAUGUCCAAAAACGAGAUGGCCGAGGAAAAAGAAGAAAUUUCAAGAUCAGAGGAUCAAGUUAGUGAUCAAUUUGAAAAUUAAUAUUCUGAUACAAUAUCUGAGUACAGUAGAUAAUAUUUGAAAACGAAAUAAUCAACUUUUUUUGUAUGAUUCAAUAGA